AUGUUGCUUUCCACCGUUGCUGUUCAUAGAACUGCUCUUCGCAACAUCCACAGCCUGCUGCGACCAGGAGGAGAGGCUCUUCUGUUGUUUGUGGUCAAUUCACCAAUGUAUGAUGCAUAUAUCGCCAUGCAAAACAACCCGCGUUGGUGUGACUUCAUGAAGGACGCUAAUAGCUUCAUCUCGCCCUACCAUCGUUCUACUGAUCCUGUGCUUGACUUCUCGACGGUGCUGCGGCAGAUGGGUUUCAACGUUCACGCGUGUCGCCUAGAGCACUUCCGCUACUGUUACCCCACGAUGCAGGACUUCAAAGAUUCUACAAUGGUCCUGAACCCAUUUCUGAAGAGAGUUCCGGAGGAAUUGCAGACUACCUUCAUAAAUGACUUCAUGACAGAAUAUCAAAGGGAAAAAGUGAAAUAUAUGUCGAUGGUCUCCAGCCAGGAAUCAGAGCGGAACGACACAGCACUAUAUCAUUUACAUCUAAUUACGCACGUGGAGAAGCACAAUCAGGAUGUUUCGUUCAUAGUGCGCAGCAUGUAUCAGCCGGGCCUGUACGUGCGCAGCAACGCUGCGCAGCGGGAGUGCGUGUCGCGCAUGCUGCGCGAGUGGGCGGGGCGGCUGCGAUGGUCGCGCGAGGAGCAGGAGGCCGUGCUGGACGUGGGCUGCGGCCCGGGCGACGUGACGGCGCAGCUCCUGCUGCCGCGCCUGCCCAGCAGCGUGCGCGUGCUGGUGGGCCACGACGUGAGCGAGGAGAUGGUGCGCCAUGCCGCCGCCGCCCACGCCGCGCUGGCGCCGCGCCUGUGCUUCCUGUGCACGGACAUCGCCGCGCGCGACCUGCCGGCCACGCCGCUGGGAGCAUGCGCACAGCAACUCCAGGGGUUCCACAAGGUCUUCUCCUUCUACGCGCUCCACUGGGUGGUCGACCAACGAACUGCACUUCGCAACAUACACAGCCUGCUGCGGCCAGGAGGAGAGGCACUCCUGUCGUUGGUGGCCAAUUCACCCAUGUUCGAUACAUAUAUCACUAUGCAAAACAACCCCCGUUGGUGUGAAUUCAUGCAGGACGCUUACAGCUUCAUGCCGCCCUACAAACGCUCAAUAGAUCCUGUGAACGACUUUUCUGUGGUGCUGCAACAGGCGGGGUUCAACAUUUACUCGUGCCGACUGGAGCACUUCAGCUACCGGUAUCCCACAAUGCAGGAGUUCGGAGAUUCUACAAUGGUCCUGAAUCCAUUUCUGAAGAGAGUUCCAGAGGAAUUGAAGACGAUCUUUAUAAAUGACUUCAUGAGAGAAUAUCAAAGAGAAAAAGUGAAAUAUAUGUCGAUGGUCUCCAGACAGGAAUUAGAGCAAAACGACACAUCAUUAUAUCAUUCAGUUCUAAUCACGCACGUGGAGAAAGACAAUCAAGAUGUCUCGUGAAGUAUGAAGUUCGGCCACCCCGAUAAUCCCAAGACCACGAAAUUAAGGAACUGACUCUGAAGUGGAUAAAUUUCUUUUUUUAACAUUACAUGGAACAAAUCUUUUGACCUCUUAGAUAAUACGGGCUUGGAGUGAUUUAUUAAAUUCUUGGUAACAAGCAAAGAUUUCAGAAUGAAUAGUAAAAAUGUAUUAUACAUGGUAAAAAAAGAUACAAAUAGAAAAUACUCACAAAAAAUAGAGCUCUUUAAACAAAUACAUUUUUUAAAUAAGUUCGUUCUCGUUUUAAAUAGUUCAUCUGUAAUAGAAUCAAAAGUUAAAUUGAAAACCAUGUAAUAGAAGCAAGUAACCAAAAAAUCAGUUACUUUUGGGAAAUAUGUAAAUUCUUUGUUGCUAAUGAAAUAAAAAUGAUUUUCUUAAGAA
Messenger RNA from Gryllus bimaculatus (two-spotted cricket), 1836 nucleotides. The record is from the annotation of a GenBank genome assembly. NCBI's taxonomy places the organism in Eukaryota, Metazoa, Arthropoda, Insecta, Orthoptera, Gryllidae.